Molecule: messenger RNA, 1473 nt
Organism: Colletotrichum graminicola M1.001
Lineage: Eukaryota; Fungi; Ascomycota; Sordariomycetes; Glomerellales; Glomerellaceae
Exons: 1
Coding region: 1-1473 (490 amino acids)
Source: RefSeq, a predicted model, not a curated record
AUGGCUUCGUAUACGGAUGUAACGGGCGCGGCGAGCUCAGGGAAGCUCUCCAAGACGCGAAGCAAGCCAGUGGUGAAGCCGAUAUUGAAAAAGCUGUCGCAUUCAGAAAAGAACUCUUUGGACCUUGAUCGAGGGUGGGAUGAGCAGCAGACAACGUUUGGGCAUUAUGGUGGAAGUCUAGGAAGAGAGAGGGAAGGGUCUUUCGGGGGAAGGGACGUCAGCUUCAGUAUUUCGGCGACGGAACUCAGCCACAGCAGCAGCAUCGGAAACGGAAGGAGCAACUUCUCGCAUGCUCGCUCGACCAGUGGCACCUCCCACGUCAGUGUAGCGACCAGCGGCAGCGGCCACCGCAACGGCGGCAGCUUCGUCCAUCCCUUCCAGCAGACGCCGCGCACCUCGACACCGCCCCUGUCCUACGCCAAUUCGCUCGCCAGCAUCGAACACGGCGGCAGCAGUAGCGUCAGCAACAGCAACAGCAACAGCAACAGCAACAGCAACAGCAACGCCAACCCCGGAGCCACCGGACCCCGCGACUACUCCCCGACAAUCACCGAGGACGACGACGACGACCUGCUGGAUCAGCAUUACCUAAACCAUCGCAGCAAUUACCACGCCGCCGUCUCUUCGUCAAUACCCAUCACUAGCAACCCCUCAUCAUCGUCUUACCCCCGCCGACCCUCACUGGCCAGUCGCACCUCGUCCCUAUCCGACGUCAAUAACGGAACUGGGCCCCCCUCAUUGCGCAUCAACACCAGCCGUACAAACUCCAACGCCGCUUCUUCGCGGCUCGCACACGUCUCGAGCCACUCGGACAUUAAACAGUCGGGCAGGAUUUCCGACUCCAAUGUGCCCAACACGGCACCAGUGCUCUCGCCUCUAUCGUCAGCAUCUCCCUCAACAUCAGUAACCGCCAUGUCUCCCCUGCGCACAUCCUUGGAGGGCUUCCGUUUGCGUUCGCGCUCCGACCUCGAUUCCAACUACCACCAGGAGCGCAUCCGACUGGAGCGCCACCGCUGGGAGGAGAAGGAGCGCCUGAAGAACGAGAAGAGGGACAAGGAGGAGAUGCGCAAGCGAGAGCGCGCCGACAUCAAAGAGGCUUUGCGCCAUGAGCGCGAGCAGCAGCUAAUGAUGAAGCGGGAGGCAAAGGAGGCCGCCCGCAAGCAGAGCUUCUCCCACAGCGCCCGCAACAGCUCCAGCGACAUGAUCCGGCCCUCCAUCAGUCGCAAGAGGACGGCCCCCGAUGCCGAAAAGCUGGCCAUGGGAGCUGCCGAGAACGGUCGUGGUGUCGGGUUUGCCAGCCGCAACUACGAGAGCACUGACCAGGGCCAGGCUCCUGUGGCCGACGAGGUCAUGCUCGAGGGACCCCGUCGUUCCCUGACUGCCAAGCGCAAGACACAGGGCGCCUGGACGAGCUUCGUCUUGUGGUUUCGGACUAGAAUUCUGCGACUGCAUGACAAUAUGGCCAAGAAGUAG